AUGAAAGAAUACGGUUCAUCUAAACUGCUCAAGACAAUUAUUCAACAAGAAGUCAUCACCAAUGCGGAGCCUCCUAAGAAAUUCAAAGUUAAUGAUUAGUAUAAACCCUCAGAGAAUAUUAUUAUAUCAUAAUAUGCUUAAGAGGAUCAUAAAAAAGAAAAAAAAACUUUGGAUGACAUUAUUCCAAUAGAUCCUCAAAUUCCAGUUGUAGAGACAAAGAAGCAUACAGAAAAACCAGUAAAAAAACACGAACAAACACAAGAAAGUCUUGUUGAUGAUCUACAAAAUAUUAAUAUUGUUGCUUGUGAGGAAUAUUCCCACUUGAGACCAGUCAUACUUGGAGAGAUAGAAGAAGAGAACAUAAAACAAAAAAAGAGUUUUUUAUAAGCAUUACGCGAUGGUCAUUGCAUUAUAUAAUUGCCAAACAAAUUACCUUUCCAUGACAUAGGAAAAACAUAAAAAUAUGUUGAAGAGGUUAAAGGAGAUUAGGCGCAAAAAUAAUUAAAAGAUUAUUAUGAUGAAUGUUAUGAUAGUAGUGGAAUUCAAUUAUAAAAAUAAUUCACAAAUCUGAGUAAUAAAGCCGACGUGGGUAUACAUAUAGGAAAGAUUUCAAUUGCUGCUGAUGGAUCUGCCAUUUGGAAAGCUGGAAGGGAAGAAUUUGAAAUUGUUUAAGGAAUAACCUAGGAUUUAGAUUAAAAAUGUUUGAUCAUCAAUAAAGAAGAUGGUAAAUGUGGGUUCAUCAAAGUGGGUGAAAAAUUUGUUAUAACUCCUAAUUAUUGAAGUUCAUUUUAAAUAAUAAUAUAUUCAGUAAAUUAUAUGAAUU
Paramecium tetraurelia is the source of this 823-nucleotide messenger RNA. RefSeq lists its product as uncharacterized. The transcript has 2 exons. Gene Ontology annotation, molecular function: DNA binding. Lineage: Eukaryota; Ciliophora; Oligohymenophorea; Peniculida; Parameciidae. The record is from RefSeq and is a predicted model, not a curated record. Gene Ontology annotation, cellular component: RNA polymerase III complex. Gene Ontology annotation, biological process: transcription by RNA polymerase III.